Messenger RNA from Manduca sexta (tobacco hornworm), 1936 nucleotides. RefSeq names its product facilitated trehalose transporter Tret1. Gene Ontology annotation, molecular function: transmembrane transporter activity. The coding region runs from base 125 to 1747 and encodes 540 amino acids. The record is from RefSeq and is a predicted model, not a curated record. Lineage: Eukaryota; Metazoa; Arthropoda; Insecta; Lepidoptera; Sphingidae. Gene Ontology annotation, cellular component: membrane. The transcript is spliced from 14 exons. Gene Ontology annotation, biological process: transmembrane transport.
CGAAUACUUUCAGUCUUGUGCCGAGUUAAGCCCGCGAUAGUCGGUCGUAGAAGGCCCCAAAGUGUCUUUUUGGCAUUGUCAGAAUAACAGCAUACGUGCCAGUGGCAAAUUUUAAUAAAGCAAAAUGACAGCCGAUGAAGAAUAUACUAGUGAAAAUUAUCCCUAUAAAAAGAAUUUGAGGACAGCACUGCCUCAGUUUCUCGCUGUGAGCGUAAAAAAUUUGCUUCUAUUGGGCUAUGGAAUGACACUAGGUUUCACCACAAUUCUCAUUCCUGCCGUAGAAAAUCCAAAAGAUGGCGAAGUAUUGCAUUUAGAAAAGUCGGAAAUAUCGUGGAUAAGUUCAAUCAAUCUUAUUGCGGUGCCAUUAGGUUGUGCACUUUCGGGCAUAGUAACGUCGCCAAUCGGUCGCCGAAGAGCUAUGCAGAUGGUGAAUGUGCCCUUCUUCAUAGCUUGGUUAAUCUUCCACUUUUCGAAUAAAACGGGUUACCUCUACGGAGCACUUAUUUUGAACGGGCUGGCUGGAGGACUGCUUGAAGCACCAGUAUUAACGUAUGUAGCAGAAAUAACACAGCCUCAUUUGCGUGGAACGCUCACUGCCACUAGCUCGAUGUGUAUUAUUCUAGGAGUAUUUACGCAGUUCCUUUUCGGCUUAUAUCUGUACUGGCGGACGGUGGCAUUAGUCAAUAUUAUAUUCACGAUAUCAGCAGUUAUCGCAUUGUGUUUCGUUCCGGAAUCCCCGCACUGGUUGGUAUCUAGGAAGCGUCACGAUGAGGCUAGAAAGAGCUUGCAGUGGUUGCGCGGCUGGACCACCCCUCAGGCAGUUGAACAAGAAUUGAAAGAUAUCCAAUCUGUGUAUCAGAAGGAAAAAGGAUCUGUCGACGUAGAGGAGCCGUUGAGGGAGAAAAUAUCGCAUUAUCUUAAAAGAAGUUUCCUGAUACCGUUUUUCCUCAUCUCCUACGGUUUCUUUGUGGGGCACUUCAGCGGAAUGACUACUCUGCAAACAUAUGCAGUAUCCAUAUUUCAGAAGCUAGAAGCACCUAUAGACAAGUACUAUGCAACCUUGGUCUUGGGCAUACUACAGAUACUAGGGACUGGAACAUGUGUCCUGUUAGUACAUUUUACAGGAAAAAGACCACUGACGUUUUUCUCGACAGCAGGGGCUGGUACAUGUUGUAUUCUCCUGGCUAGUUAUGACUAUUAUAUACGGAAUAACGCUAUUGCUCAUGAUUCAGGAAUGCAUUCUGAUGUCUUCACGAACAGUGCAGCGGUAGAAAACUCAACAGAAAAUAUUGUGAAAAAUCCUUAUUCUUGGAUCCCAAUGACAUUGCUAAUGCUCUUGGCUUUAAUUUCACACACCGGUAUACGUAUGCUACCUUGGAUUCUAAUUGGAGAGAUUUUUAACUCUAAAACAAGAUCAGGCGGUGCUGGCUUGGCGAGUGCAGUUGGAUACAUUUUUGGAUUUUUGACUAACAAAAUAUAUAUUAAUAUGGUCGAUUCCCUAUUUAUUUGGGGAACUUAUGGAUUUUAUGGUAUUGUAUGUUUUUCUGGCUGUAUCGUCUUUUAUAUUAUGCUGCCAGAAACGGAAGGGAAGAAAUUAAAUGACAUUGAAAAUCAUUUUGCGGGUAUUAGAAAAUUGACCAAUAAUGUGUAUCGUUCUAAGAAAAGACCACCGAACGACGCGACCAAAAUGGAAAACAUUCAAGGUACAACAAAUCCAGCAUUUGAAGAUGAUGCACUAAAGCCGUAGAAUCUAUUAAGACUUACGGCAACUAUGAAGACUGUCUUGGAUUAGACAUCAUUUAAGCAACCUAUAUGUGAUACGAAUAAUUAUGAAUACCUCUAUCGAUAUACGAUACUUAUUUUCACUAAUCUUAAUAAAAAUAAUUUUAACAAAAAAUUAAACCGCCUCCAAAAACCACUCAAAACCAAAAAAUAA